Letharia columbiana is the source of this 1980-nucleotide messenger RNA. RefSeq lists its product as uncharacterized. The coding region runs from base 1 to 1980 and encodes 659 amino acids. Gene Ontology annotation, cellular component: cytosol; mitochondrion. The transcript has 2 exons. The record is from RefSeq and is a predicted model, not a curated record. Gene Ontology annotation, molecular function: glucokinase activity; mannokinase activity; D-glucose binding. Gene Ontology annotation, biological process: glycolytic process; glucose 6-phosphate metabolic process; intracellular glucose homeostasis. Lineage: Eukaryota; Fungi; Ascomycota; Lecanoromycetes; Lecanorales; Parmeliaceae.
AUGAUUUGUGAAAGUUGGAAGAGCUCAAAUUCGAGCUCCGAAUUCCAUAGGGCUGAAGCUCGAAGCUUUCUCCGCAUUGAUUUGGGGCAAAGGCCCGAAAGCCUCCUCCUUCAACAGCUUCCCCGCCAUUUGUCUCCACAAACCGGCGCAUUGGCGUUCCUCCGCUCCCACAUCCCCCCCAUCUUCGAGACCUCUUCCUCUGUGCCCGUCUUCUACCCAUCCGCCGACUACAAGCAAGCCUUAAAGCUGUCCCGCAGAUCCACUUGUACUACCGCCCAGCUUCUCUCCUUUGCGGUCCUGCUCGUGCUUGUCGCUCUUCAACUCUUCGCACCAACACCAUUACUACCACGGCAAUCUUCCGAAAACGACUUACCUCAUCGAGACGUAUCACAGCGGUGCCCGCCGCCAGUGUGUGAGAAUCUCAGCAUCAUCUCGGAGCCGUUACCUGUCUCUCGAGCGUACAAAAUGUCUGUCCUCGAGGAAGCAAAGCGGGUGGCGGCGGAGUUCGAGUACUCAUCGGAGGAUCUGAAUAGAGGAGUGAAGGCAUUCAUAAGCCAGAUGGACGAAGGACUACAAAAGAAAGGGACGUCUAUGAGCCAAAUACCGACAUACGUCACAGCUGUUCCCAAUGGUACGGAAAAGGGUCUCUACUUAGCGGUCGACCUUGGCGGCACAAACUUCCGAGUCUGCUCCAUACAGCUCCAUGGCAACACUACAUUCUCCCUCACGCAAUCGAAAGUCGCGAUCCCCCGAGAGCUGAUGGUCGCCAAAACAUCUCAUGAGUUAUUCUCCUUCCUGGCAAAGCAGAUCGAGAACUUCCUCCGAACGCAUCAUAACGAUCACUUCGAGGCACAUGUCAAGCGAAGGAAAACCAUGAGCUCAGGGGAAGGAUUUAGAAAUGAAGAGAUAUUCCAAUUAGGGUUUACCUUCAGCUUUCCAGUCAACCAGAUUGGCAUCAAUCGAGGGACACUGGCAAGGUGGACCAAGGGCUUUGACAUUGACGAUGCCAUUGGGCAAGAUGUCUGUGAGCUGCUUCAAAUAGAGAUUGAUGCGCUUCAUUUGCCGGUCAAAGUCGCAGCUUUAGUCAACGACACCGUAGGAACGCUAAUGGCACGAUCGUACACAUCUCCCGGGAAGACAGGGACCCUCCUCGGUGCCAUCUUCGGAACAGGAACCAACGGCGCCUAUGUGGAAAAGCUCGACAAAGUCACCAAGCUCAAGUCAAUAGUCGAAGGCGCGGACUAUGACAAAUCAACCGGUAAUAUGAUUGUAAAUACCGAAUGGGGCUCGUUCGACAACCAAAUGAGCGUCUUACCCAAUACGCCCUACGAUGAAGCACUCGACAAAGCGACCCCCAACCCCGGUAUUCAAAUGUUCGAAAAGCGUGUCUCGGGCAUGUUCUUGGGCGAGAUCUUGCGCAACACCAUUCUCACACUAGUCAAGGACCCUAAGUGCCAACUUUUCAAAGAUUCCAAUUCAUCCACCAACGACCUCCACUCCACGACUACCAUAGCAGAGAACUCGGCACUCUAUAAGCAAUGGGGGGUUGACACCAGCUUCUUGAGCAUAGUUGCAGCAGAUGUCAGCCCGGGGCUGAAGGUCACGCGGCAGGAACUUAGCAAAGGAUUUGGCGUGGAUGCUGCGAGCACGGAGGACGCUGAGGCCAUCAAGCUACUCGUCAACGCCAUUGGGAAGCGCUCUGCCAGGCUUAGCGCGGUAGCACUCGGUGCUAUUGUGAUUUCGACAGACAAUCAUGUUUCUACAGGUGGUGGGGAUGAUGAUGUGGUGGACAUUGGUGUUGAUGGCAGCUUGGUGGAGUACUAUCCAGGGUUUGAAGAUUAUGUCAGGGAAGCAUUCCGGGAGAUGCCUGAGAUUGGUGCGCAAGGUGAGAGGAGGAUUCGGAUUGGUAUUGCAAAAGAUGGGAGUGGAGUUGGUGCUGCCUUGAUUGCUUUGGUGGCGGCGCACAUGGGUGGUGACUAA